CAAGUCCAUUAAACUUGACUGAUGUCAUUUGAGUAGUACUUCAAACGGAAGAUUCAAUUUAAAAUAAACAAUUUAUGUACAAAUAUUAUACAAUCUAACAAGAUUUUAUUACUAUUAUUCCAAUACUGACUACGAGUCAUCGUAGAAAUAUCGAGAGGCAUAGUAAUGAUAUCUCUCACUUGUCUCGUUUGAGUGUAACUCAUCAAUUUUCUUUAUUCACAAACAAUUAUCUUAUUAGUUAAUGAGUAAGUCAUGUUGAGUCUGAAACUAAACGAGGUAAUGCAAUAAACAAACAAUAAUAUAUAAACCUAGAUUCGUGUCGUAUUCUUUCAGUCUCAAUCUUUGAUGGUUCUAUUGCGACUUGUAAUAGAUAGUAUAUUAAUGCAAAAUUUAUUUUAUUUCUAAUAUUGAGCUACUCUUAUUGUUUUUUAAUGAUGUCAUAUUUAUUUGUAGAAAGGAUUUUAUUUACAAGGCAAAUCAAGUAACAUUAACAUGUCUUCAAUUAAUCAAUGCCGAACAUCAAAAUGAAAUGAUUAAUAUUCGAUUUAUUCGUGCAGUUGUAGAAAGUUAUAUCGAACUAGGCUUUGAGCAAAAUUCAUCUGUAUCAAAUAGUAAUGAUCAAAUAACAUCUCCAACAUUGAAAAUUUAUAAAGAUUACUUUGAAGUACCAUUUUUUCAAUAUACAGAACAAUUUUAUCGUUACGAAGCAUCUAAUUUUCUUAUUCACAAUUCUAUAUCUGAAUAUUUGAUAAAAGUAUCACGAUGGAUUGAUGAAGAAUUACAUCGAGUACAAUCAUACUUACAUUCAGCAACAUCAGCAUCUUUAAUUAAAAAAACUUGA
Molecule: messenger RNA, 841 nt
Organism: Rotaria sp. Silwood1
Lineage: Eukaryota; Metazoa; Rotifera; Eurotatoria; Philodinida; Philodinidae
Source: the annotation of a GenBank genome assembly